AUGAUCCCCGAGCAUCACACGCACGUGGUCCUCGUGGACGGUGGGAAGCGUGGCCAGGAUGCCUUCGGCACCGAGGUCGACAUGCGCGAGGCUCUCGAGAGAUAUGUGGCCACAGCAGUGAUGAGGGGCAAGCGCAGCCGGAGCUUUUGCCGCCUGAAUGAUCAAAGAGGAGUGGCCAAGAAAACCACGGGAUUCAAUCCACCUGCUUUGAGCAUGACACGCCUACCACCAGCACGAGAAGCAGCAACGGGUCUCACCACGAGCGAGUCUUGCGAGCUGCUCGGACUCAGCGCUGGGAAACUCGUCGAUGGCGUCAUGAUCGUGGUCAACGGUGGCCCAGUCUCGUUUACCUUGAUGGACAAGGCGAUCCAAAAUGGAUGCCCUGUAGUGGUUUGCAACAACAGUGGCCGCGCAGCUGAUUUCAUCGCAUCCUUGAAGCUCGGGGUUUUGACUGACUAUGAGGAAGCAUGGAAGAAGCACAUGACAGCGCCACCAGAUGUCAAGUCCGGAUUGAAGGGUGUUCGUUGCGGUGUCGAAGCCUUGGAACGCAUUGUCCGCAGCAGUUGCGUCAGUGUCUACACCACCAACGAUCGGCUGGAAGAUGUGAUUUUGGAGGCUUUGCGUGGUCAACAGGUAGCCCAAGACCACGAAGGGCAGGAGCUCCACAGCUCACUGGAAAGGCUUUUGGAGUUGGCUGUGCAGUGGAAUUGCGAGAAGCACUACGUGACUAUCGCGCGACGCUUGGUGGCAACGUGCGGCUUUCCCAAGGCUGCUCGUUUCAUCUUGCAGCAUUUCUGCAACGACUGGUCCGAGAAGGAGGUGGAAACCGCUCCGCUGAUGCGGUGGUUGGUGGCCACCUUCAUCGACUCCUUGAAGCGCUUGGACCUCAAUGAGUUGAGCCCCGGGAGUAUCCGCUGGAACAAGGCAGAGAUGCAGCUCCAAACCUUUGAGGUCUCCUCUUUGGCACACUUGUGGCUUUGCCUGGACUACCCCGCCCAUGGCGCUUUGGCGGCCGCGUCCGUGUGUCGCCACGCAGCGGAGCUGUACCAGCUGCAGGGGAGCUAUGGUGAGACAAUCGUGGGCAAUCGUCUCUUCAAGCGCGCCAAUCGCUUCGAGGCGGCCCGUUUCGCCAUGCCCCGUUUCCACCGCCGCGAUGUAGCGGCGGCGAUGUAUAGUGGGCGAUGGAAUGCGAUGGAUGUGGUCGACUAUCGGGCGAUGGCCAUUCGCUUGCUGGAGGGCACCUGGACCGGGAAGCGGAUGGCGGGAUUGGAUCGUGUGGAUCCCUUGGAGUACGUCUUUCGAUGUUCGUGGCGCUGGGGAAACCACCACCUCAUCUCCUUGGCACAUCACCUGGAGUGCAAGGAAUUUGUCUCACAGCACUUUUACAACUCAGCAGUGGAUUUGCUUUGGGUGACGCCCACACCCUUCGCCGUUUUCGCGUUCGACAAAGAUGAUCAGCGGAGACAGGCGAACAAGGCUGAGGACGAGGUGCUGAUCUUCCUGCGGCUCUUCCAGCAACUCUUCAAUCCGAGCAGUUCGCGGCACCAGCUGAGUUUGAGGGACUUGAGCUCCAUCCCCAGGGUCAAGGCGCUCACGCACGGUGGUUCGAGAGUCACCUUUGUGCUUCUUUAUUCACACUUUGUCCUCUUUUCCACCGGGUACGAGGCCUGGCUGCUGAGCCUGGUGCUCUUCGUGUGGGGCAUCUCGUUGAGCCUCAUCGAGGCGUUGCAACUCCAAGCGAAGGGAUCGAUUGGUCAAUACAUGAAUAUUUGGAAUGGCUUGGACGUGCUUCUGAUCUUUACCUUGCUGAUCGGCCUCAUCCUUUGGUGGUGCCUGGUCCCUUGGGCCUUGUCUGAACAGACGGUGAACUCAGUGCACGCCCUGAACCUGCUGCCUUGCUAUGUUCGACUGCUACAGAUCUUUGAGCUCUCGGAAUACUUCGGAACCCUGCUCUUCACGGUCUUUGGCAUGGCACAGGAUACGACACAAUUCCUGGUGCUCCUGGGCAUCAUCUCAUUGGGCUUCAGUUGCUCUUUGACGCCCAUCCUAUACCCCACGCACCAAGCGCGAUGGAGCCAAGGCGUCACCUGGGGCUUCUGGGCCAUUUUCGGCGAUGUGAACCUGGAGGGCACGGAGGAAAACUUACCCUGGUCGUUGAAGAUUUGUGUGAGUUUCUUACAGUACCUCUUGUCGCUGGCUUCCAAUGUGCUGCUGGUGAACUUGCUGAUUGCCAUGUUGCCUCUUGGCGGACGACCAAGAAUGACACCUAUGUCCGGACGCCUCAGCCGGAGCGAGAUGUUCACAUCUUGCCGUGUGAUGUGUGAUUUCGACCUCCGCCCCGAAGCUUUGCACCACUUGGUGGCGAACAAGGACUCCUCGAAGCGAGAAUGGGCCUUCAACCGCGUGGAUGCCGUCUUAGAGUUCGCCUCCCCGGAGGCUCACAUCUUGCCUCCGCCCCUGGAUAUCCUGGUGUCACUUGCCUCAGAGGGUUGCAAUCGGAUCUGA
Messenger RNA from Durusdinium trenchii, 2505 nucleotides. The record is from the annotation of a GenBank genome assembly. Lineage: Eukaryota; Dinophyceae; Suessiales; Symbiodiniaceae.